AUGCGCAACGCAAUUUUCCCAUUGCUGAACCUGGCCUUAUUCAAAGAUUUCAGUGGUGCCCUUAAACAGACCCCCAUUGGCCCCACGGGUGACUUGGGAUAUGCGACAUACCAAGGCAACCAGCGGUAUCCAAACGCGGUUAACUCAGGAACCACGGUCGACUUGGGAUAUGUGACAUACCAAGGCAAGCUGGACGAGGAAUACCCAAACACGGUGGUAUACUUUGGGAUACCGUAUGCCGAGCCCCCUGUAGGCGACCUGCGCUUCCGUCCAACUGUCCCUCUAAACACAGCACGUGUGACUAAAGAGGCCAACAGGAAGGUAGUCAGCGCGACCGAGCCCCCUAACUUUUGUAUUCAAGGAUCACUUCCUGGGAAAGAUGGAGGAGCAGGAUCAGAGGACUGCUUAAAUGUCAACAUUUACACACCCUUGGACGCCACAGAAGGCGACAACUUGCCUGUGAUGUUCUUUAUCCAUGGCGGAGGUUUUGUUUUUGGAAACCCGCCCACCUGGCCAUUUGAUCAUUGGAUCGAACAAAGCCCAAAUGUCAUUAUCGUAUUCGCCGACCAAUUUGGCUAUAAUGCGGGGACUCAAGGACCAGAGAGAGGCACUCAGAUGGGUCCAGUCACUACAUCAGCAAAUUCGGUGGCAACCCGAACGAGGAGAGCCCAGCCGCUUUUUGCUCGUGCUAUUGCACAGAGCGUCGUCAGAUCACCCCUUCCCACCCCUGAGCAACAGCAGCCCCUCUUCGAUUUAUACGCAAGGGAAGCAGGGUGCGAUCUGCCUGAUGCGCUAAUGAAAAUGUCAUGUAUCCGUAGGGCAAAUGUCAGUAUGCUUGCAGCAGCGCAGGAUGUUGCAUUCCAGCAAUUGUCCUUGGAAUACCGUACAUUUGGCCCUGUUGUAGACAACGUGCUAAUUACUGGACACCCUACGUCAAAGUUCCAGUGCGGUGACUUCACUCAUGUUCCGCUUUUAGUUGGUGCAACAUCCGACGAAAGUCUUAUUCCCAAGAUGUUUGGGGACAUCUCUGUGGCACUUAAGGUAUAUUACCCAUUGUUGACAGACACAGACAUCCAGCAGUUCUUGUGGCUAUACCCACUGGAUGACUUUGAUUCGCCAAGUGAGCAGUUUCAGGUGGUCGCAGGCGAACUUUCUGCGAGAUGCAAUCCCCAGGCCAUGGGUGUCCCAUCCUCGCGAUAUUCGGAUGACUUGACUUGGACUUAUCGGUACAACACGCCUACACCACGCAUCGAGUCCAACAUCAUCCCAGUCGAGCAUGCUGAUGAGAUCUGGAUGAUGUUUAACGGCAGUGAAACUGGUCCCAACGGCACUUUCACAUUCCAACCACAGACGCUAGCCGAACGCGCAUUCGCUUCCGAAAUCAUUGCUUACUGGCUUUCCUUCGUGCGCAGCAGCAAGCCGAAUACUUACAAGCUGGACAAGUCUCCGGUGUGGGGAGCGUACAACGAGUCCAAACCAGUCCGGGUGGUUCUGAUGCAGGACCCGCAAAAUUCGACGAAUGUGACUGGUAGCUAUAUGGAGGAACAGCCUGUUCCAGAGACUGUGAGGUGUGCAUUUGCAAUUAGCAAGGCGGAGGUUUGUCAAAAUUAGGCAGGGUUGUAAUGGCUUGUCAGAUUGUCAAACGUUUCGCGUUUCAGUCACGAGGUUAGCUGCUUUGUGCAUUGUGACGUAGGGUUCUUCUUUUCCUCUAACGCCGUGCUGGUCAUUUAGUGUAUGUAUGUAUGUAUGUAUAUCUUGUACGCGUACCACAUUGUGGUGAUUUCUUUCAGAAUCUAG
Messenger RNA from Suillus paluster, 1797 nucleotides. Its product is annotated as Alpha/Beta hydrolase protein. The record is from RefSeq and is a predicted model, not a curated record. Lineage: Eukaryota; Fungi; Basidiomycota; Agaricomycetes; Boletales; Suillaceae. The transcript has 11 exons. The coding region runs from base 1 to 1611 and encodes 536 amino acids.